Loxodonta africana (African savanna elephant) is the source of this 13363-nucleotide messenger RNA. RefSeq names its product notch receptor 2 (gene NOTCH2). The record is from RefSeq and is a predicted model, not a curated record. Lineage: Eukaryota; Metazoa; Chordata; Mammalia; Proboscidea; Elephantidae. Gene Ontology annotation, cellular component: signaling receptor complex; membrane. The transcript is spliced from 34 exons. Gene Ontology annotation, molecular function: signaling receptor activity; calcium ion binding; Notch binding. The coding region runs from base 2691 to 10160 and encodes 2489 amino acids. Gene Ontology annotation, biological process: apoptotic process; multicellular organism development; cellular response to tumor cell.
UGAAUCCUAGAGUUGGCGAGUUUUCAAAAAUGGGGUUCUUUUGUUGUGGAGGUAAAGGUGAUACUAAUGAAUGGAUGUCAGUCCUUGUUAGGGCACAUGUGUGAAGGGUGGUUCUGAAAUGCAGGAGUGGUGGCCCCUCUUGUCUCUGAAACUCAGUCCUGGUUUUGCCUUUAACAAGCACAUGGCCAUUAGCUGAUCUUUGGAGUAAAAAAAAAUUUUUUUUUAAUGUACAUGGCUGAUAUGUGGGUGUUUAUCUGUGUGAGAGUAUUAUAAUCACAAAUGUAUAAUCACAAAUGUAUAUUAUAGAUAUUUGCAGGUUAUAGUAGAUACCAGGUUUUUCCAGCUGCAUAUCUACAGAUGUAGUGAGUAGAAGGAACCCAGGACCAGUAGCUAAAAGACUUGCAUUCUAGUCCUGGCUCUGCCACCUUGGCUUGUAUGAUGUUGGGCAAGUCCCUUAUUUCCUUGAGUCACAGUUUCCUCUUCUGUGAAAUGGUGCUAAUACCAGUGUUGCAUGUCUCCCGGGGUUGUUGUGGGGAUCAAAUGAGAUCAUUUGUAUGAAAAUGUCUUGUAAACUCUGAAGGUAUUUUUAUUAUAACAUUGUCUUUGGCCAGUUGAUGUGGGUAUGGUCAACCUUCUCAGGAUUAAGGGUUCCAGAGUUAUGAACUGACUUUGUGAUUUGUUUGGCCACAGUUUUUACAUAGGCCAUAAAAUACUUGCAGGCUUGGGUAGGUGAGUAUAGGUGGAAAUCAACUGAAAUCCCUGCUCAUUAGAUGUUGGGAUGUUAGUCUUAAGUACACUCAGUGGAGUGCUGCCUGAUAUCUUACUUUUCUUUAUGAUGCCAGUCAACACUGACUCCAUCUUUGUUAGAGUAGGAGUCCAUUACUCUCAUUUUACUUGAAGGACAUUGACCAGCCAACUGACUUAAACAGCUAAAUUCUGAAAUUCACAUCUUUAGUUAACUCUUCUGGGGUAAGGUAUUGUGGGCUAAUAAGCAACAUCAUGAUAAAUGGAGAAAAUAUUGAAGUUGUCAAGGAUUUCAUUUUACUUGGAUCCGUAAUCAACGCCCACGGAAGCAGCAGUCAAGAAAUCAAACAACGUAUUGCAUUGGGAAGAUCUGCUGCAAAAUACCUCUUUAAAAAAGCAAUAAACCAGGGACUCCAGCAGCCUGAGACCAGAAGAACUAGAUGGUGCCCAGCUACCACCAAUGACUGCCCUGACAGGGAACACAACAGAGAAUCCCUGAUGGAGCAGGAGAAAAGUGGGAUGCAGACCUAAAUUUUAGUGAAAAGACUAGACUUAAUGGUCUGACGGAGACUAGAGGGACCCCAGAGGUCAUGGCCCCACACUUUUAGCCCGAGACUAAAACCAUUCCCGAAGCCAACUCUUCAGACAAAGAUUAGACUGGACUAUAAGACAUAAAAUGAUUCUGGUAAAGAGUGUGCUUCUUAGCUCAAGUAGACACAUGAGACUAUGUGGGCAGCUCCUGUGUGGAGGCGAGAUGAGAAGGCAGAGAGGGACAGGAGCUGGUUGAAUGGACAUAGAAAAUACAGGGUAGAGAGAAGGAGUGUGCUGUCACAUUGUUGGGAGAGCGACUAGAGUCACAUAACAAUAUGUGUGUAAGUUUUUGUAUGAGAAACUGACUUGAACUGUAAACUUUCACUUAAAGCACAACUAAAAAAAAAAAGGUAUUUUCAUGGCCCAGCCAACUUGACACACAACCUUAACCAUCACUGCCCACACCUUAUCGACUUGGUGCCUGUACCCAACGCCUUAAACCAUAUACAAUCUCUAAAUAAAGAUAAUUACAGUCAAAUUUGCACCUAACUUGCUGUAACAGGCGUACAACUGAAAUUGCACUAGCCCCAUUUACAUCUUGUAUUUCAUAUUAAGCAAUGGAAUAAGGGAGAGAAGAUACACGUUGUCAUGGACUGAGCUGUGUCCCCCAAAACAUGUGUUGACUUGUUGAGGCCAUGAUUCCCAAUAUUGUGUGGUUGUCCUCCCUUUUGUGAUUUUCCUAUGUGUUAUAAAUCAUUAUCUCUGCCUUUGGUUAAAGAAGAUUAGGGUGGGAUGUAACACUCUCACUCAGGUCACAUCCUUAAUCCAAUGUAAAGGGAGUUUCCCUGGGGUGUUGCCUGCACCACCUUUUAUCUUACAAGAGAUAAAAGGAAAGGGAAGCAAGCAGAGAGUUGGGGACCUCAUACCACUAAGAGAUCAGUGUUGGGAGCAGAGCACGUCCUUUGGACCCAGGGUUCCUGAGCAGAGCAGCUCCUAGUCCAGGGGAAGAUUGAUGACAACUACCUUCUUCCAGAGCAAACAGAGAAAGCCUUGCCCUGGAGCUGACCCCCCUGAAUUUGGACUUCUAGCUACUAAAAAAAAAGACUUUGAAAAAAUAAAUUUCUCUUUGUUAAAGCCAAUUAAAAAAAAAAAGUGUUAAAAAGCAAAGAUGUCACUUUGAGGACUAAGGUACGCCUGACCCAGGCCAUGGUAUUUUCAGUUGCCUCAUAUAUAUGCAUGUGAAAGCUGGACAAAUGAAUAAGGAAAAAUUGAUGCCUUUGAAUUACAGUGUUGAUGGAUAAUACUGAAUAUAUCAUGGACUGCCAGAAGAAGGAACAAAUCUGUCUCGGAAGAAGUACAGCCAGAUUGCUCCUUAGAAGCGAGGAUGGCGAGACUUCAUCUUGCGUACUUUUCGCAUGUUCUCAGGAGAGACCAGUCCUCGGAGAAGGACAUCAUGCUUGGUAAAGUUGAGGGUCAGCGAAAGAGAAAGACCUCAAGAAGAAGAUGGAUUGAUGCAGUGGCUGCAACAGUGGCCUCAGACAUCAUUGCAGUGUCGGGAUGGCUAUGAACCCUGUGUAAAUGAAGGCAUAUGUGUUACUUAUCACAAUGGCACAGGAUACUGCAAAUGUCCAGAGGGCUUCUUGGGAGAAUAUUGUCAACAUCGAGACCCCUGUGAGAAGAAUCGCUGCCAGAAUGGUGGGACCUGUGUGGCCCAGGCCAUGUUGGGGAAAGCCACAUGCCGAUGUGCCCCGGGGUUCACAGGCGAGGAGUGCCAGUACUCCACCUCCCACCCGUGCUUCAUGUCUCGCCCCUGCCUGAACGGAGGCACCUGCCAUAUGCUCAGCCGGGAUACCUAUGAGUGCACCUGCCAAGUUGGUUUUACAGGUAUGCUGUGCCAGUGGACUGAUGCCUGCCUGUCUCAUCCCUGUGCAAAUGGAAGUUCCUGUACCACUGUGGCCAACCAGUUCUCCUGCAAAUGUCUCGCAGGCUUCACAGGGCAGAAGUGUGAGACUGACAUUAAUGAAUGUGACAUUCCCGGGCGCUGCCAGCAUGGUGGCACCUGCCUCAACCUGCCAGGUUCCUAUCAGUGCCAGUGCCCCCAGGGCUUCACAGGGCAGCACUGUGACAGCCCCUAUGUGCCCUGCGCCCCCUCCCCCUGUGUCAACGGAGGUACCUGCCGGCAAACUGGUGACUUCACUUUUGAGUGCAACUGCCUUCCAGGUUUUGAAGGGAGCACCUGUGAGCGGAAUAUUGACGACUGCCCUAACCACAAGUGUCAGAAUGGAGGAGUUUGUGUGGAUGGGGUCAAUACUUACAACUGCCGCUGCCCACCUCAGUGGACUGGACAAUUCUGCACUGAAGAUGUGGAUGAAUGUCUUCUACAACCCAAUGCCUGUCAGAAUGGGGGCACCUGUACCAACCGCAAUGGGGGCUACGGCUGCGUGUGUGUUAAUGGCUGGAGUGGAGAUGACUGCAGUGAGAACAUCGAUGACUGUGCCUUCGCCUCCUGCACUGCAGGCUCCACCUGCAUUGACCGUGUGGCCUCCUUCUCUUGCAUGUGCCCAGAAGGAAAGGCAGGUCUCUUGUGUCAUCUGGAUGAUGCAUGCAUCAGCAAUCCUUGCCACAAGGGGGCACUGUGUGAUACCAACCCCUUGAACGGGCAGUAUAUUUGCACCUGCCCACAAGGCUACAAAGGGGCUGACUGUACAGAAGAUGUGGAUGAGUGUGCCAUGGCCAACAGCAACCCAUGUGAGCAUGCAGGGAAAUGUGUGAAUACAGAUGGCGCCUUCCACUGUGAAUGUCUGAAGGGCUAUGCAGGGCCUCGCUGUGAGAUGGAUAUCAAUGAGUGCCAUUCAGACCCCUGCCAGAACGAUGCCACCUGCUUGGAUAAGAUUGGAGGAUUCACAUGUCUGUGCAUGCCAGGUUUCAAAGGUGUGCAUUGUGAAUUGGAGAUAAAUGAAUGUCAGAGCAACCCUUGUGUGAACAAUGGGCAGUGUGUGGAUAAAGUCAAUCGCUUUCAGUGUCUGUGUCCGCCUGGUUUCACUGGGCCAGUUUGCCAGAUUGAUAUUGAUGACUGUUCCAGUACUCCAUGUCUGAAUGGGGCAAAGUGUAUCGAUCACCCAAAUGGAUAUGAAUGCCAGUGUGCCACAGGCUUCACUGGUGUGUUGUGUGAGGAGAACAUCGACAACUGUGACCCUGAUCCUUGCCACCAUGGCCAGUGCCAGGAUGGUAUUGAUUCCUACACCUGCAUCUGCAAUCCCGGAUACAUGGGUGCCAUCUGCAGUGACCAGAUUGAUGAAUGCUACAGCAGCCCUUGCUUGAAUGAUGGUCGCUGCAUCGACCUGGUGAAUGGCUACCAGUGCAACUGCCAACCAGGCACGUCAGGGAUUAACUGUGAAAUUAAUUUUGAUGACUGCGCAAGUAAUCCUUGUGUCCAUGGAGUCUGUAAAGAUGGCAUUAACCGCUACAGCUGUGUCUGCUCACCCGGAUUCACAGGGCAGAGAUGUAACAUUGACAUCGAUGAGUGUGCUUCCAAUCCCUGUCGGAAGGGUGCAACGUGUGUCAAUGAUGUGAACAGUUUUCGCUGUAUAUGCCCCGAGGGGCCCCAUCACCCCAGCUGCUAUUCUCAGGUGAAUGAGUGCCUGAGCAAUCCUUGCAUCCAUGGAAACUGCACUGGUGGCCUCAGCGGAUACAAGUGUGUCUGUGAUGCAGGCUGGGUUGGUAUCAACUGUGAAGUGGACAAAAAUGAAUGUCUUUCUAACCCAUGCCAGAACGGAGGAAUUUGUGACAAUCUGGUGAAUGGAUACAGAUGUACUUGCAAGAAGGGCUUUAAAGGCCAUAACUGUCAGGUGAAUAUUGAUGAAUGUGCUUCAAAUCCAUGCCUGAACCAAGGAACCUGCUCUGAUGACAUAAGUGGCUACACUUGCCAUUGUGUGCUCCCAUACACAGGCAAGAACUGUCAGACUGUAUUGGCUCCCUGUUCUCCAAACCCUUGUGAGAAUGCUGCUGUUUGCAAAGAGGCCCCAAAUUUUGAGAGUUAUACCUGUCUGUGCACUCCUGGUUGGCAAGGUCAGCGGUGUACAAUUGACAUUGACGAGUGUGUCUCCAAGCCCUGCAUGAACCUUGGCAUCUGCCAUAACACCCCAGGCAGUUACAUGUGCGAGUGCCCUCCAGGCUUCAGUGGUAUGGACUGUGAGGAGGACAUCAAUGACUGCCUUGCCAAUCCUUGCCAGAAUGGAGGGUCCUGUGUGGAUGGAGUCAAUACUUUCUUCUGCCUCUGCCUUCCGGGGUUCAUUGGGGACAAGUGCCAGACAGACAUGGAUGAGUGUCUGAGUGAGCCCUGUAAGAAUGGAGGGACCUGCUCCGACUAUGUCAGCAGUUACACCUGCAAGUGUCAGGCGGGAUUUGAUGGAGUCCACUGUGAGAACAACAUUGAUGAGUGCACGGAGAGCUCCUGUUUCAAUGGUGGCACGUGUGUUGAUGGGAUUAACUCCUUCUCCUGCUUGUGCCCUGUGGGCUUCACUGGCCCCUUCUGCCUCCAUGAGAUCAAUGAAUGCAACUCUCACCCAUGCCUGAAUGAGGGAACGUGUGUUGAUGGCCUGGGUACCUACCGCUGUGUCUGUCCCUUGGGCUACACUGGGAAAAACUGUCAGACCCUGGUGAACCUCUGCAGCCGGUCUCCAUGUAAAAACAAAGGUACCUGCAUUCAGGACAAAGCAGAGUUUCGGUGCCUGUGUCCCUCUGGAUGGGCUGGUGCCUACUGUGACGUGCCCAGUGUCUCCUGUGAGGUGGCAGCCUCCCACAGAGGGUUGCCUGUCGACCGUCUGUGCCAGCACUCUGGGAUCUGCAUCAGCGCCGGCAACACACAUCACUGCCAGUGCCCCAUGGGCUACACCGGGAGCUACUGUGAGGAGCAGCUGGAUGAGUGCGCGUCCAAUCCCUGCCGGCACGGAGCCACCUGCAGCGACUUCAUUGGUGGAUACCGAUGCGAGUGUAUCCCAGGAUAUCAGGGUGUCAACUGUGAAUAUGAAGUGGAUGAGUGCCAGAAUCAGCCAUGCCAGAAUGGAGGCACCUGUAUCGACCUUGUGAACCAUUUCAAGUGCUCCUGCCCUCCAGGCACUCGGGGCCUGCUUUGUGAAGAGAACAUUGACGAUUGUGCCAGGGGCCCCCACUGCCUUAAUGGUGGUCAGUGUGUGGAUAGGAUCGGGGGCUACAGUUGUCGCUGCUUGCCUGGCUUUGCUGGUGAGCGGUGUGAGGGGGACAUCAACGAGUGCCUCUCCAACCCCUGCAGCUCUGAGGGCAGCCUGGAUUGCAUACAGCUUACCAACGACUACCUGUGUGUCUGCCGCAGCGCCUUCACUGGCCGUCACUGUGAAACCUUCAUGGAUGUGUGUCCCCAGAUGCCUUGCCUCAAUGGAGGGACUUGUGCUGUGGCCAGCAACAUGCCUGAUGGUUUCAUUUGUCGUUGUCCCCCGGGAUUCUCCGGGGCAAGAUGCCAGAGCAGCUGUGGACAAGUGAAGUGUAGGAAAGGGGAGCAGUGUGUGCACACAGCCUCAGGACCCCGCUGCUUCUGCCCAAAUCCCCAGGACUGCGAGCCAGGCUGUGCCAGCAGCCCCUGCCAGCACGGGGGCACCUGCUAUCCUCAGCGCCAGCCCCCUUAUUACUCUUGCCAGUGCCCUUCCCGGUUCUGGGGCAGCCACUGUGAGCUCUACACAGCCCCCACCAGCAUGCCUCCCGCCACCUGUCUCAGCCAGUAUUGCGCAGACAAAGCCCGGGACGGCGUCUGUGAUGAGGCCUGCAACAGUCAUGCCUGCCAGUGGGAUGGGGGCGACUGCUCUCUCACCAUGGAGAACCCCUGGGCCAACUGCUCCUCCCCACUUCCGUGCUGGGAUUACAUCAACAACCAGUGUGACGAGCUGUGCAACACGGCUGAGUGCCUCUUUGACAACUUUGAAUGCCAGAGGAACAGCAAGACAUGCAAGUAUGACAAAUAUUGUGCAGACCACUACAAAGACAACCACUGUGACCAGGGAUGCAACAGCGAGGAGUGUGGCUGGGAUGGGCUGGACUGUGCUGCUGACCAGCCAGAGAAGCUGGCAGAGGGAACCCUGGUUAUUGUCGUGCUGAUGCCACCUGAACAGCUGCUCCAGGAUGCUCGCAGCUUCUUGCGGGCACUGGGCGCCCUGCUCCACACCAACCUGCGCAUUAAACGGGACGCCCAGGGGGCCCUCAUGGUAUACCCAUAUUAUGGAGAGAAGUCAGCUGCCAUGAAGAAGCAGAGGAUGACACGCAGGUCCCUUCCUGUUGAAGAAGAGCAGGAGGUGGCUGGCUCUAAAAUAUUUCUGGAAAUUGACAACCGCCAAUGUGUUCAGGAUUCAGACCAGUGCUUCAAGAACACCGAUGCAGCAGCAGCUCUUCUGGCUUCUCACGCCAUCCAGGGGACCCUGUCAUACCCUCUUGUGUCUGUCAUCAGUGAAUCCUGGACUCCAAAAAGCACUCAGCUCCUCUAUCUACUUGCUGUUGCUGUUGUCAUUAUCCUGUUUAUUAUCCUGCUGGGGGUAAUCAUGGCAAAACGAAAGCGUAAGCAUGGCUCCCUCUGGCUGCCUGAAGGUUUCACCCUUCGCCGAGACUCCAGCAAUCACAAGCGUCGUGAGCCGGUGGGACAGGAUGCUGUGGGGCUGAAAAAUCUGUCAGUGCAAGUUUCAGAGGCUAACCUAAUUGGUUCUGGAACAAGUGAGCAUUGGGUCGAUGCUGAAGGACCCCAGCCCAAGAAGGCCAAGGGUGAAGAUGAGGCCUUACUCUCAGAAGAGGAUGACCCCAUUGACCGACGCCCAUGGACGCAGCAGCACCUGGAAGCUGCAGACAUCCGUAGGACACCAUCGUUUGCACCCACUCCUCCUCAGGCAGAGCAGGAGGUGGAUGUGCUGGACGUGAAUGUCCGUGGACCAGAUGGGUGCACCCCGCUGAUGCUGGCAUCUCUCCGAGGAGGCAGCUCAGACAUGAGUGAUGAAGAUGAAGAAGCAGAGGACUCCUCUGCCAACAUCAUCACAGACUUGGUGGGCCAGGGUGCCAGUCUCCAGGCCCAGACAGACCGCACAGGCGAGAUGGCCCUGCACCUCGCAGCCCGCUACUCGAGAGCAGAUGCUGCCAAGCAUCUCCUGGAUGCAGGUGCAGAUGCCAAUGCUCAAGACAACAUGGGCCGCUGCCCUCUCCACGCCGCGGUGGCAGCCGAUGCCCAGGGUGUCUUCCAGAUUCUGAUCCGCAACCGAGCAACUGACCUAGAUGCCAGGAUGAAUGAUGGUACUACGCCCCUGAUCCUGGCUGCCCGCCUGGCUGUGGAGGGCAUGGUGGCAGAGCUGAUCAACUGCCAAGCAGAUGUGAAUGCAGUGGAUGACCACGGAAAAUCUGCUCUUCACUGGGCAGCUGCUGUCAAUAAUGUGGAGGCAACCAUUUUGCUGUUGAAAAAUGGAGCCAACCGAGACAUGCAGGACAACAAGGAAGAGACACCCCUAUUUCUUGCUGCCCGGGAGGGGAGCUAUGAAGCAGCUAAGAUCCUGUUAGACCAUUUUGCCAACCGGGACAUCACAGACCACAUGGAUCGCCUCCCCCGGGAUGUGGCUCGGGACCGCAUGCAUCAUGACAUUGUGCGCCUCCUGGAUGAGUACAAUGUGACACCGAGCCCUCCAGGCACCGUGCUGACUUCUGCUCUCUCACCUGUCAUCUGUGGACCCAACAGGUCUUUCCUCAGCCUGAAGCACACUCCUAUGGGCAAGAAGCCCAGAAGGCCCAAUGCCAAGAGUGCCAUGCCCACUAGCCUCCCUCACCUGGCCAAGGAGGCCAAGGAUGCCAAGGGUAACAGGAGGAAGAAGUCUCUGAGUGACAAGGGCCAGCUGUCUGAGAGCUCAGUGACCUUAUCACCCGUUGAUUCCCUGGAGUCUCCUCACACAUAUGUUUCUGACACCACAUCCUCUCCAAUGAUUACAUCCCCUGGAAUCUUACAGGCCUCACCACCCAACCCUAUGUUGGCCACUGCUGCCCCACCUGCCCCUGCCCACUCACAGCAUGCAUUGUCUUUCUCUAACCUUCAUGAAAUGCAGCCUCUGGCUCAUGGGGCCAGCACUGUGCUUCCCUCAGUGAGCCAGUUGCUGUCCCACCACCACAUUGUCCCUCCAGGAGGUGGCAGUGCAGGGAGCUUGGGUAGGCUACAUCCAGUCACUGUCCCAGCGGACUGGAUGAACCGCAUGGAGAUGAAUGAAACCCAGUACAGUGAGAUGUUUGGUAUGGUCCUCACUCCAGCUGAGGGCACCCACCCUGGCAUAGCUCCCCAGAACAGACCACCUGAUGGGAAGCACAUAACCCCUCGGGAGCCGUUGCCCCCCAUUGUGACUUUCCAGCUGAUUCCCAAAGGCAGCAUUGCCCAACCAGCUGGGGCCCCUCAGCCUCAGUCCAACUGUCCUCCCACUGUUGCAGGCCCCCUGCCCACCAUGUACCAGAUUCCAGAAAUGGCCCGUUUGCCAAAUGUGGCUUUCCCUACUGCCAUGAUGCCCCAGCAGGAUGGUCAGGUAGCUCAGACCAUUCUCCCAGCCUAUCAUCCUUUCCCAGCCUCUGUGGGUAAGUACCCCACGCCCCCUUCACAGCACAGUUAUGCCUCUUCAAAUGCUGCUGAGCGGACGCCCAGCCACAGUGGUCACCUCCAAGGUGAGCAUCCCUACCUGACACCAUCCCCAGAGUCUCCUGACCAGUGGUCAAGCUCAUCACCCCACUCUGCUUCUGACUGGUCAGAUGUCACCACCAGUCCUACCCCUGGGGGAGCUGGAGGAGGCCAGCGGGGACCUGGGACACACAUGUCUGAGCCACCGCAUAGCAAUAUGCAGGUCUAUGCGUGAAAGAGUCUGCCUCCAGUGUAGGGACAGAACUGCCUAUUGUAAAUGCUGCUGAGGAACAAAAUGAAGGUCAUCCGGGAGAGAAAUGAAGAAGUCUCUGGAACCAGCUCCUGGAGGCAGGAGAGAAGAGAUGCUCUUAUCUUUCAGAUAAUGCAAAGAAGCAAUUUUAUCAGCUUCACUGGGUAUCUGCAGGGUUUGUGCUUGGGGACAUGGCUCCUUCUAAUCUCUUGCGCAUCAAGCCAAGUUCAUGGAAUUGCAAGAUGAAGACAAGCCCAGAGGUUAUGUUUACUCCCUUCCUUUUGGAGAAUAAGACAGAUGCCUAUUGUAGCCCAGACAUUCCUGCAGCUUGGACUACAUUUUAAGCCCUGAGGGCUUUUGCCAUAUCUGUGAGAAGUUUCCACAGUAGAAUCCUAUUGGGAAUUGUGCCCUGGAAUUCUGCCUGAGUUGACCUUUCUCAUCUUUUUAUCCUUGGACAUUCUUUUGACUUCAUUGGUGCUUUAAUUGUUGCACCUCUCCAUGGUUGUAGCCCCGCCAGUAUGUUAAAGGGCAAGACCUUUGUGCUUUAAUCAUUCCUGCCCUAGAAAGCAACUUCAUCCUCCUUUUUCCCUCCUAUUUCCCAGUGUCCGUCGGAGUCUCACAGGGUUUAUUUUGAUUAUGCACAACCUCCUAAGUGUUUCUUUAGGAAAUGGACACACUGCAUUCUCCUACAUAGAUCAUUCCUAAAGGCAGAAGGGGAGCAAAGCAUGUUUUGUUGGACCAAUUUGGGGGGUAGGAGAUCCUGUCAAGAGGCUGCCACUUUAAUUCUCUUGCCUGCAUGCAGGGCUGUAUAUAAACCUUACCAGGAAGAAGGAUGAGUAUUUGCUGUUUUUCUGUUUGCAGGUCUAGUCAUUGUGAAGUUUUACCCUUUGCAGCCUAGAUACUAUGACUUUUUUUUGUUCGUUUUGUUCUUUUAAGCCAGCAAAACUUUUGGAAUGGUCAAGAGGUAAGGUAACUCAUGCAAGAGGUAGUUACCACCCAGCAGGUGCCUUCCGUUCCUGCCAAGCAUGACUGCCAACGUGAAAUGCGUUUUCCCUGAGAUUGUACAAUGCUCAGCCCCGCUUCCCUCCCUCUACCAUCAGAUGAAGCCAGUUUUAGCUGCUGAGCCUUUCCUUCCACACAUCUCCACAGAAGAAAAUGUCUUCAACCAUACACCCUCGCCACUUAAAACAGUUUUCCCCAGCUCAGGGGGCCCAGUUUCAGUUGUCUUCGUCUUACAGGCUCAUUCACCAAUCUUCCCUCCACAUUUGGGUGUUCUGAGUCACUGGGUUUACCUGGUACGUUCUCGAGGAAAGAUGUCUUCUAUAUCCAAAGCUAGAAAAUGGAAAGUUGGCCUAAUUUCUAGAGUCCAAGCCAGCCCUUGGACUGGAAGGUUGGAAAGGGGAGGAACUGUGACGUGGCCUUUGCUACGGAUUGCUGUCAUUUCUCCUACCUUCCUCGUGACAUUCCUUUUUGGAAACUAUACAGGCUUCCCAAGCUUGUUUCCUUGCUUAAGUCACUUCUGGGUGAUGAUUACAAACUCUUGUCAUUAUUCUCCUUAUGUUCAGAUUGUGACUGCACCACACCUCAGUCCUCUCCCUUUAUUUAUGCUCUCUGCGACUCCCUUGACUUUUCUGUCAAGGGUAGAAGCAUUCUACUAGACAGUUGUAGAAAUAGAAUGAGAAUAUUUUUCUUCCACUUCUCCCUGAGUCAACUAAAAAUUGGCCCCUUGGCCAAAGUGUCACUUCUACCCAGUGCUAUGGAGCCCCAUGGAAAUUAGUUCUGCCAUGCCAUUUAGUAGCUGUUAAUAUGUUAACUGCCUACUCUGUUUUGCUUUCAAUGGUAGUCCUCAUUGCUGCCAGAGCCAGAAGUAGUUGUCAGUAGUCUCCAAGUACCUGAUUAUCUGACCGUGGCCCCAUGUGGAAACCCUAUGUGUUUGUUGGCAUGACAGUCUACAAACGGUUUUUCAGUCCUGCACAAAUUCAUUGAACCAACAAAGAUAACCAGUCCUGCCUUGAUAUAAACAGAUUUUGUUCAUUUUGUAUUUUAUUCUCUCACGUAAAGGCAUUCUACCAGCCUCUUUCAAAGCAUGUGAACAUUUUAUCAUUCUAAAUGGUGACUCUCUACCUUGGGCCCAUUUGUCAGUUCAUGGAUAGGGAGGACUUGCGUGCAUGGGCCAUUGUGAACUAUACCACAUCUGCUCCUCUCUGCACCCCUUCUCCAGCCCCGCUUCCCAAAAGUAUCAGCCUUGGAUCCAGCGGCUUUGAUCUUCUGUAGUCUCCUCCAUCCCUGAGCACAGUGUAGGACUAACUUGCUUGUUGCUCCUUCUUGGAAGACUUUAAUUUCAGUCCUUUGGGUUUGGAGAAGGGAGUGUAAGAGCUGCCAUUCACAUCCAACAGGCUUCAGUGAUGAAAAGGAGGACACUGCCUUUCAGGCAUUUUAUCAGAUUUUAAGGACCCCCUGAGUUGUGUAAUAUUUAAUAAAAGGGAAGGUAAGAUGGAGAGUCACUUUCUCAGUUGGGUUCUGAAUUGAAGACUAACUUUUUAUAGGAUACAUCUUUCAUGCCACGUAUAGAUGCCUUCACCCCUUUUUGUUGUUGUUGUUUUAAGUUCUUUUGUUGUUGUUUAAGUUCUUCUGCCUGCCCUUGGGGAUAGGUUUUCUAUUUGUUUGUUUCUUCUGUUUUAAGCAUCAUUUUCUGACCUACAUGAUAGUAGGAGAGGGAGAAGUCUGAGGGAAAGAGAGACUGAGAAUUAAAGAAUUUAAUGUAAACAGCUGUGAUGCUCAAGUCCAUUAUGUGUUCUUAUUAUUAAAUUUGCUAGUUUGUAAUUCUUGCAUAGAAAAGAACCAAAGGUGUAAUGUCUCUUUGGUGGGUGGUUUGGGAAUUUUGGCCUUAACCAGUACAUUGAAUGUAUGACUAUUUGGGAGGACACGUUUAUAUACCCAGAAGCCCCCACUAAUAACUGUUUGGUACUAUGGCGACUUCCUUGUGUACAUUUCUCUUAAAAGUGAUAUUGUACCUGUUUGUAUGAGAAAAGCAAUAACCGAAAAAAAUGACUGCAUAUUCCUGACUGGUUAUAGUAAGGAAAAUGCACACUUUUGUUUUUACUUUUCAAAGUUUCAUUCUAAAAGUAGUUAAGAACAAAUUUAUAUGAAAGCAUUUUUAUCACAAAAUAAAAAAGGUUACAUGUCAA